GGGACGCUCUUUCCACCAAUAAGAAUUAAGCUUUGAAAUACCGGGCGGAAGAUGGAGUACAUUUUAUACUGAAUAAAAAAUAUAAGUUCUCCAACGUUUAGGGUUUUCAUUAGCCUGUGGAAUACAGAGAACACCUGCUGUCACUUGCUUCCCACUACAGAUAUGGAUGCAGAAGGAUUUGGGGAACUUCUGCAGCAGGCAGAGCAGCUGGCAGCGGAAACCGAAGCUGUGUCGGAACUGCCGCAUGUUGAAAGGAACCUUCAGGAGAUCCAGCAGGCUGGUGAGCGUCUUCGAUCCCGCACGCUGACCCGAACCUCCCAAGAUGCAGCGGAUGUAAAAGCGUCCAUCCUUCUCGGUUCCAGAGGUCUGGAUAUCUUUCAUAUUUCUCAGAGAUUGGAAAGUCUAAGUGCUGCCACCACCUUUGAGCCCCUGGAACCAGUCAAAGACACUGAUAUUCAGGGCUUCCUGAAGAACGAGAGGGACAACGCUCUCCUGUCAGCCAUCGAAGAGUCUCGCCGCAGGACGUUCCUGCUGGCUGAGGAGUACCACCGUGAGUCCAUGCUGGUUCAGUGGGAGCAGGUGAAGCAGAGGGUUCUGCACACGCUGCUGGGAGCUGGAGAGGACGCCCUGGACUUCAGCCAGGAUGUGGAGCCCAGCUUUGUGAGCGAUGUGGCGGCUCCAGGCAGGAGCGCGUUGAACAGCGUUGAGGUGGCGUACGGACGACAGAUCUACGUUUUUAAUGAGAAAAUAGUGAACGGACACAUCCAGCCUAAUCUGGGAGAUUUGUGUGCUUCGGUGGCAGACAGCUUGGAUGACAAGAACGUAUCGGACCUGUGGAUGAUGGUGAAGCAGAUGACGGAUGUGUUGUUGGUUCCUGCCAAAGACACCCUCAAAAGUCGCACAUCAGUGGAGAUGCAGAUGGCUUUUGUUCGGCAGGCGCUCAGCUUCCUGGAGAACCGGUAUAAAAGCUUCACAAUGGGGACCGUGUUUGGGAACCUGCAUCAGGCCCAGCUCGGUGGGGUUCCCGGUACCUACCAGCUGGUCCGCAGCUUCCUCAACAUCAAGCUACCUGGGCCUCUACCUGGCAUGCAGGAUGGUGAGAUUGAGGGCCAGCCAGUUUGGGCUGUGAUCUACUACUGCCUGCGAUGUGGCGACCUAAAUGCUGCCAUGCAGGUGGUCAACAGGGCGCAGCAUCAGCUGGGAGACUUUAAGUCCUGGUUCCAGGAGUACAUGAACAGCCCAGACAAACGGCUGUCUCCUUCUUCAGAGAACAAGCUUCGCCUUCACUACCGCAGGGCGCUGAGGAACUGCGCUGAUCCCUACAAAAGGGCCGUCUACUGCCUCAUCGGGAAAUGUGACGUCAACGAUAACCAUGGAGAGGUGGCAGAUAAAACCGACGAUUAUCUGUGGCUUAAGUUGAACCAGGUGUGUUUUGAUGACGACGGCAGCAGCUCUCCUCAGGACAGACUCACUCUGCCGCAGCUACAGAAGCAGCUCCUGGAAGAUUACGGAGAGUCCCAUUUCUCUGCCAGCCAGCACCCCUUCCUGUACUUCCAGGUGUUGUUCUUGACGGCGCAAUUCGAGGCUGCGGUGGCGUUUUUGUUUCGUGUUGAGAGGCUUCGGAGCCACGCGGUCCAUGUGGCCCUGGUGCUGUACGAGCUGCGGCUGUUGCUGAAGUCGUCCGGUCAAAGCGCUCAGCUGCUGAGCCAGGAGCCUGGGGACCCUCCAAUGAUACGACGCCUCAACUUUAUCCGCCUGCUGAUGCUCUAUACGCGAAAGUUUGAGUCCACAGAUCCCAGGGAAGCUCUGCAGUACUUCUACUUCUUACGCAAUGAAAAGGACAGCCAAGGGGAAAACAUGUUCAUGCGCUGCGUCAGUGAGUUGGUCAUUGAGAGUCGAGAGUUUGACAUGCUGUUAGGAAAGUUGGAGAAAGAUGGCAGCAGGAAGCCUGGCAUCAUAGAUAAGUUUGCAGGUGACACCAGAGCGAUCAUCAGUAAAGUAGCUCUAGAAGCGGAGAACAAAGGUCUGUUUGAGGAGGCGGUGAAACUCUACGAGCUGGCCAAGAACCCUGAUAAGGUUCUGGAGCUGAUGAACAAGCUGCUGAGUCCUGUCAUAGCUCAGGUCAGUGCGCCUCAGUCCAACAAAGAGAGGCUGAAGAACACGGCGGUGGCCAUCGCUGAGAGGUAUCGCUCUCAGGGGACAGCAGCAGAGAAGACCAUCAACGGCACCUUCUACCUGCUGCUUGACCUGAUGACCUUUUUUGAUGAGUAUCAUGCCGGUCAGGUUGACAGAGCCUAUGAUGUGAUGCAACGCUUGAAGCUGCUGCCUCUCAGCCAGGAGAGCGUUGAAGAACGAGUGGCAGCUUUCAGGAACUUCAGUGAUGAGGUGCGCCAUAACCUGUCUGAAGUGCUGCUGGCCACCAUGAAUAUCCUGUUUACACAGUAUAAACGCCUUAAGGGGGCGCCUGCAGGAACACCAGGACGAUCACCGAGGACCGUGGAGGACAGAGGCAUGCAGCUGCGCAGUCAGGCUCGAGCGCUUAUCACCUUCGCUGGGAUGAUUCCCUACAACAUGGCUGGGGACACCAACGCAAGGCUGGUUCAGAUGGAGUUACUGAUGAACUGACCCCCCCCCCACCCCUGCACGUGCACACACACUUCCUGUUGCUCUCACCACACAUCUCUGAUUCAUCCUUUUUAGUUAUUGUCAUUUUUUUUUUUCCUUUCAUGUUUGUAUUUUCAAAAUAAAAUCUUUUCAGUUGUC
Messenger RNA from Cyprinodon variegatus (sheepshead minnow), 2763 nucleotides. It is a transcript of the gene nup93, whose product is annotated as nucleoporin 93kDa. Bases 163 to 2625 code for a protein of 820 amino acids. The record is from RefSeq and is a predicted model, not a curated record. Gene Ontology annotation, biological process: protein import into nucleus; poly(A)+ mRNA export from nucleus. The transcript is spliced from 22 exons. NCBI's taxonomy places the organism in Eukaryota, Metazoa, Chordata, Actinopteri, Cyprinodontiformes, Cyprinodontidae. Gene Ontology annotation, cellular component: nuclear pore. Gene Ontology annotation, molecular function: structural constituent of nuclear pore.